GUCACGGUCCCUUUAACCCCUCUCGCCUACUGUACACCAACACUGGUCGAUUGAGCUCUGCCGUAUACGUUGUCUACUGCUGCUGUUGUAACAAGAGGUGCUGCUUUUUUUCUCCAAGAUACAGCGUGAGCGAGCGUGAAUCAUGUCACCGUCUCCGUUUCAACUCCGAUGCGCGCUCCUCGUCCUGGCUGCUGUGACAAGGGCGGCGGUUGCCUCGUACGAUGACAUAGCGGGAUACACGCCCGUCUCUGACGUCGUGGAACACUCCGAGCUCGAUCUCGACAUGCAGGAGCUCGAGGAGGGCGCGGACCUCCAGACCGAUGCCGGCUUCGCCGCUGCAUACACGGCGUACUCCGUCGGCGGAAACAGCGAGAAGACCGACUCUAUCCGCACUAUUCAGGGCUUCUCCACGGGCGCCCAGGAGAAGCUCUCGGGUGAGAAGUGGUUCGACGUAUACGAAGCCUACUGGGGUUCCACCGACUACGCCGACCAGUUCACAUCGGGCGCCUGCAACGGCACCGAGCAGUUCGAUGACGCCUCGGUCGAGACGAGGGCAGAAGGAUGCGUCAAGGGGGCACAGUACCAAAACGUGUGGAUGUACGUUAUCCACGAGCUCGAGGAUGCGAUCGAAGACUGCGAUAUCGGAAACCUCAACGCCAACGACGGGGGGCCCCACGCCUGGGACGAAGGAUGGGGGUUCUACGCGGGCUCUCUGGAAGGCACCGAGGGGACCGGCGACGGCGUGAUGCUGUACGCUCUGGCUGAGAAGAGGUGCGAAAACUUCGCGACGUGCACCGCCGACGACGACGGCAGCGACAUCACCGGCACCGCUCAGGUCAACUCCGACAUGCUCGAGCUGUACAAGGAGGGUCAGGUCUACCUGCUCGACGGGGACUGCGGCGCGGCGGGGGACGUCAAGGACAAGAUCAUCGACCUCAUGGGCGUGCCCCUCGUUCAAGGCAUGCUCAGGUACUUCUACAACGCCGACCCCGAAGCAGGCGACGGUGGCGACAAGGCGGCGGCCGAGCUGUGGGCUUUCUCGGCGGCCAUGCUUCCCCGCAUCAACGAGUGCGACGAGGAGGUCGCUACGCUCGUGAGAGCCAACACCGACAUCGCGAGCGCCGACGCGCCCAUGUCGGAGGGGUACGUGUUCCUCAAGGAGCAGCUGGAGAGCGUGUACUCGUGCAUGGGGAUCUCGUGCAGCCAGGUCGGCGGGCUCGUGAUCGGUGAGUCGACGACCUACUACGACGGGUUCGAGCCGUGCGGCGACUCUGACAGCGGGCUCAGCCAAAUCGCACUAGGGUUCAUCAUCGCCGCGGGCGCCGUUGUCCUCGCUGUCGGGCUUGGCUGCUUCUACCGCAGCCGCAAGAACAAGGAGAAGAUGAAGGCGGCCAUGGAGUCCGACCUCGGGGGUUUCGGCGCUAGCAAGUCGGUCGGCACCUUGUAA
Ectocarpus siliculosus is the source of this 1447-nucleotide messenger RNA. NCBI's taxonomy places the organism in Eukaryota, Phaeophyceae, Ectocarpales, Ectocarpaceae. The record is from the annotation of a GenBank genome assembly.